AUGGCAACAAAACUUUUACAAUCACUGACUGAUGACAACCCUGAUUUGCAAAAGCAAAUAGGAUGUAUGACUGGGAUUUUUCAGCUCUUUGAUCGUCAGCACAUCAUUACUCCUAGGCGCAUCACCACCGGCCCCAUCAGCACCGCGAAAAGGCCCCCUCCUGGUGCUGCUGCAUUGGACAAGGACUCUAGCAAUAUCUACAACAGAUCUGCAGCCUCCGGGGAAAAGCAGUCAACAACCAAGUAUGCACACGAGAGACAGAGGCUUUCAACGGAUCAGUCAUCAAGAACCUCAUUUUCAUCCUCCUCUCGCUCUUCUUCAUUCUCGUCUCUUGACUACAACAAGCCUGCACAACCUGAGAGCUUGUCCUUGGACCGGAUAAUAUUCCCGGACACUCCUUCAAGGGAGCAUCCAGCAAUGAGCCAACUACCUAACAAUGGAUCUACACAGCUUGGUAGCCGGCAAACCCUUGAUCUCCGGGAUGUAGUCAAGGACUCGAUGUACAGAGACUUAGCCCAUCAUGGAUUGCCUGCUAAGAAUGCAACAGGCCGAGAUGAAACAUCUCCCAGGCCUGUCCAGUUCUCUAGAUCAGGUGAUGACUCUUAUGGAAAGCAGCAAGACUUUCCGGUUGAUCUCAAGGAAUCACUGAAAGUUCUUGCUAAACUCAGAGAAGCGCCGUGGUAUGGCAACAAUGAGCCAAGAGAACUCACAAGGUCGUCAUCCUAUCAUUCGAAAGACGGAUCCUUUUAUUCACUCGGCAGAGAGACAGCUCCUCCUCGUCUUUCUUAUGAUGGCCGGGAGAUGAGGAAUAAUGCUAAUGCAGGAUCUUUUGCAUCAUCACGGGACAGUUCUAUAUCCUCAUCCCUUAAGUUUAAGGAGCUUCCAAGACUUUCUUUAGAUAGCAGGGAGAGUUCGAUGCGCAGUUUUAGCUCUGAGAACUCAUCACAACCUGAUCUAUUUCUAAAACUUUCUCAAAAAGAAAAUGGCAGCUUUCCAAAACCUUUUUCUAGUGAACAGCAAAAGACGGGAACUCAGGUCUCCCGGCCUCCAAGUGUUGUUGCAAAGCUGAUGGGCUUGGAUGCUAUACCAGAUUCUGUAUCAUCAUCCUCUGAAGUGAAAAUGAAUUCCAGAGACAGCCCAGCUGAGGAAUCCAAUCAUAACCUCUACAGACCAAUGCAAAUGUCCAAUAACUUCUCAAAAAACUUGUGGAAGGAACCAAAAUCACCACGUUGGAGGAACCCUGAUUCAAGUAUGAAGCCCAUUUCAAGAUUUCCCAUGGAACCGGCGCCAUGGAAGCAGCAACCAGAUGGAAACCGGAGUUCUCAGAAGGCUGCUUCUUCCAGGGCAGGUACGAAAGUUCCAGUUAAGGCGACUAAUAAUAGCUUUCCUUCGGUUUACAGCGAGAUCGAAAAGAGGUUAAAAGAUCUUGAAUUUUCGCAAUCUGGAAAGGAUCUCAGAGCCCUUAAACAGAUCCUUGAAGCAAUGCAGGCAAAAGGACUGCUUGAAACCCCCGAUAGCCAGGAACAAAGCUUUGGUAAUUCUAUUUCGAAUGCAAGAUCAGGAAAUCAGCGAAAGCAGCAGCACGGUGAUAUGGUUUCUUCCACCUCUACAAAGAAGGGUGCUGACAAUUCCAACUUCACAAGGAACUUUGAAUCUCCGAUCGUGAUAAUGAAGCCGGCAAAACUUGUUGAAAAAUCUGGCAUUCCUUCUUCUUCAGUGAUUUCAAUGGAUAACUUGUCCAGUCUCCCGAAAAUUCAAGGUGCCAACUUUAUUGUCGACAGCAGAAAGAGUACUGCUAACAGUAAUAAAAUUCAAGGUGCCAACUUUAUUGUUGACAGCAGAAAGAGUGCCGCUAACAAUAAUAAAACGGCUAGGGACCAUCAGAUUCAUAAAUCCGGGGGCAGCGACCAUUCUACAAGUAAUACCAAGGAUGUGAAGAUCAACAACAAUAGAGUUGCGAAAUCUCCACAAACAUCAGUAAGGUCUCCACAGUCAAAAGAGGGGAUCCAAGGUUCGCAGAAGAACUCCGGUUCCAUCAGCCCUAGAAUGCAGCAGAAGAGACAGGAAUUAGAAAAGAGGUCCAAGCCUCCUAUGCCUCCUUCUGAUUUGAACAGAACAAGGAGGCAUCCCAAUAAGCCCGUGACCGAUUCAACCUCCCCAGGUGGCAGACGUAGACCAAAAUCUUCCAACUUCCAGCAGCAAAGUGAUGAUCAGUUGAGUGAGGUUAGUAAUGAAUCCAGGAACCUGAACUACCUUGAGAAUGAAACUUCGGCUCAAUCAGAUGGAAGUGUCUUAUCAGAUUCAAGAAUAGAUUUAGAAGUCACCAGCUCUCAAGAAUCUCCUGAGAUGAUGGCUAGCAGUCAAAAUGCAAUCUUGAGGAAUUCGAAAUUACUGUCAAAAGAAGAAGAAGAAGAGUCCGUGAUGGAACAUUUAAUUGUUGCACCCGAAUAUCCUAGUCCUGUUUCAGUUCUUGAUGGUGCUAUUGACAUGGAUGGUUCACCCUCACCUGUGAAAAGCACAAAGAAGAAGGCCAUCCGAGGUAAUGGAUUGGAGGAGCAUGAUAUUGUAUCACUUAGGGAGCAAAACGAUUCAUCAGAGCAUGGAAUGUUUGAUGCAGUUGGAUCUUCUCCUUCAUCUGAAAUUAGCAGGAAGAAGUUACAGAACAUUGAAAACCUAGUUCAGAAGCUGAGAAGAUUAAACUCAAGCCACGAUGAAGCCCGCACAGAUUAUAUCGCCUCUCUUUGUGAGAACACAAACCCAGACCACAGAUACAUUUCCGAGAUCUUAUUAGCUUCAGGUCUUCUCCUUAGGGAUCUGGGCUCAAGCCUUGAAAAUUUCCAGUUCCAUCCAUCAGGUCACCCUAUCAACCCUGAGUUAUUUUUGGUCUUGGAACAGACCAAGGGUAAAAGCACAGGUUUAAAGGAAGAAUCUGCUCCUGAAAAGCCUAUCCAGUUGAGCACAAAAGAGAGAACUCACAGAAAGCUCAUUUUCGACAGCAUCAAUGAAAUUCUAGCCAAGAAGUUGGCAGUAUUUAAACCCUCUUCCGGUCCUUGGUUGAGGCAGCCUUGCAAACUGGUGAAAAAGACACUCAAUGCCCAGAAACUUCUUAGGGAGCUCUGCUCGGAAAUUGAAAUGCUUCAAGCUAAGAAGCCGUCAGAAUGUAGUUCAGAGGAGGAAGGAAACGAUGAGAUGAAAAAGGUACUGUGGGAGGAUGUGAUGCUUCGAUCAGAUAAUUGGACAACUUCUGACAACGAGACCUCAAGCAUGGUCCUGGAUGUCGAGCGCUUAAUCUUUAAGGACUUAAUCAGUGAAGUUGUCAUUGGAGAGGCAGCCAGUAUAAAAAAUAGAACACUUAGGCGUAGACAACUGUUUUCAAAGUAAGAGCACACUCUCCAGUCUUCUUUUUUUGUGCAUGGUGAGAUAAAUUGCAUCUAUUUUUGACUUGAACAUCAUAAUUGAGUUGCUUUGUAAAGGAAUCUGCUAUAUUGCCAAACUAUAUCCAUAUAACUUGACGUUACUUCGUAGUACACAGUUCGUCCUAAAUGCAGAGAUCCCUUGUAAGCAUUAUUGCAUCAAGCAAACUAUGCAAGAUCUACUAGUUUAAAUGUAAACAUAGAAAUCAAUGGCAACAUUCUCAUCUUGUACAACUCUUAAGUUUAAUGCAGUAGUCAUCUAGAUAGUUCUUAGUACAUGACUGAAAGAUACUUAGCAGGAUUCGGACGAUUUCACUGAAUUCUGCAUGAAGUGAAGCGUUGCAGAAUGCGCACUUUGACCACAGAUUCUCUUAUUCUAAACAAACAUGUCAAGCUACACAAUGAAGACUUCCUCUUCCUGUACACAUAAUGGAAAAACAGAUAGGAAAAGAACUAGAGACCCAAUGAAGUUGAAAGUCCUCAAGCUCCUUAUUCUGUAAGCACACUCUUUGAAUCCGCUACCAGCAAGGAAGGGCCUUUUCCCAGUAGAUCCGGUACUUCUCCAGAGUAUAUAUAUAUAGCUUUCAUAUUUGCUACCACUGACCUCAGUUAAAAUUCCCUUUUUCAAACCCUGCUAAAGCUACAGAAGCCUUUCUCACUCCACAUGUGACUCUAUAUAGUUAGACCCCCCGCAAGAGGUCUUCUAAAUUCAUCAGGAUAUUACACAGAAUCAGAAUGUCCAGUUAUUAACGGGAUUCCCCGGUCAACUUUCUGUGAAAUAGUCUUUGGCCUAGGAAUACGGAAAAUUCGUGUGGCUGGACCUGGAGCAGAAGCUGAAGCAGCUACAUGGGAUGUGGCCAGUUUUUCUCUUUUCAGUCAUUUCCCAUUAAGAGAAAUUGAAGGAUUACUUUUCCAGACAGCAUCAAAAAAAUCCCGGUGAUAUUUGCUCUUCCAGAAUGUUUGCAUUGUCUAAUCUAUAUCUAUUCAGUCAAUAAAAAACAAAUCCUCCCUAUUCCUCUCUAGUCCUUUCUGGAUGAAAAUCCAUCAUUAUAUAAAAAUCUUGAUUUAGUAACUCAAUUAAUGCCAAUGCAGUACUAUGAAUGUACCUAGCUUGGAGCACUUCAGAAGUUCAGAACUAAGAUGAUUGAUGUUGAGCAACUGGAACCAAUUGAUAUGCACAUGUCUUAGUGGGAUCGAACCAAAGAGUGUUUUUUCCUGCGCGUUCGCGAUAGACAUGUAAACUGUACAAUGCAGCUGCAUGAGUUACCACCAGCAAGGAUAUGAGUAUCAGCUUCCAGAAAUCCUUUGGAUCAGAUAUGAUCAUACCCAUGACAUAAGUUAUUAGGUCAAAAAUAGACUGCAGAGAGUUCUGAACACCUCCAACUACACAGCGCUCGGAUUCAGGUACUUGAUCCUGCAUUUGCUGAAUGACUGACAAAUCAAACAUCCAAAGUCCAAGUCUCGAUAGCGCCACACCUCCCAUUAGAGUACAUGCCGAAGCAAACCUAUCCGGGAUCCAAAUAGAAGCUGCACAUAUCAAAAGGCAGGUCCACUGAGACCAAACAGACGAGAAACCAGCAGGAACUGAACUAGAGAGCCGAGAUUCCAGAAUCGGAUACAAGAAGGUUGCGAGAAUGCCUAUUAUAGCACUGAUACCGCGCCCAAUCCCAAUGAUGUAAACUGGGAUUCUCUCCCAUUCUAAAGCAGCAGUCAUUAGUGUUCCAAAACUCAGAACAUUGAAGUAUAGCAAAGCAAGAGAAACACCUGAGAGAACCACAUCUUGCUUCAAGUAAACCUUCCAUGCACUUACACAUGAAAUCCUCAUUAAUUUCCUCAACAAAUUAGUACAUUUCAACUCAUAACCUUUAUCACAUUCUUCUUCAGAAUGAUUCAAGGGGAUCAUUUCGAUGUCUUCUGUUGAUGAUUUUUUUAUAGCCCUUUUUCGGCUGCAGGUUUCGCUUAAAGCUGGAAUACCAUAAUACACAGACAUGAAAAGCCAAUACUGCAAGCAAACAGAUAAAACAUUCCAAAGGGCUAAACUCAAAGCUGAAGCAAUCAAAGAAGCAAAACUGAUGAUGAAUCCUGAGACUACAGGAGCUCCCAACUUACAAAACAAAUCAAUCCUCCUGAUCACUGAAUUCAUCCUUGUCAGAAAUUCUUCACUAUGAGUUUGGGAUAUCACAACCACCCAUUCCCUCUCAACCAGGAUAGUGCCAGCAAGAGUGGACAGCACCCCAACAGCACCAGAAACGUUAAUCACAAAAACCAUCAAUAAAAAUGCCAUCUUUUUUCCUUCUCCAACUUUUCCAUCAUCAUGCAGGGCCAGAAGCAAUGCAAUGACAGCCCCUCCAGCAAUCAAAAAGGAGAGAUUUUGGGCAAAUAACCAAACCUUAACAACUAUAAGAUAAGGGUAGUAGUCAACCCAACUCCCAAUUAAAGGGCCAAACAGAGCAAUGGAGGCAGAGUCCACCAUACCAUAAACUGCAGCAAGGAACAGAGAAUCAGGCCAGAGAUUGAUCAUGUAGAGUGCUACAGAAAAUUCCCACAUCCUGGUACCCCAUCUUGAUAAGAAGUGACCAAUGUAAAGAUAACGAAUUGCAGCAUCUGCAUGUUGAUCAGAAUUUUGGUUUUUGGAAGAAAGGGGUGAUUCUGCAGGGGGUGAUUCCAUGGUCACUCGCACUAGCUAGUGCUUACUAAAAAGGGGUGACAAAUUGUGACCCGAACCAAUCUAUUUCGUUUCAUAUGUAACAAACAACAUGCUAUAACAUGAAAAUUGAAAGUGAAUAUAAACGUAUCAUCAAAUUCAUCAUUUGUGAACAUUAAUCGAUUCCAUCACUGAUUUCUAGUUCUUUCCUUUCAGGGUUUUUG
This is a messenger RNA of Oldenlandia corymbosa var. corymbosa, 6281 nucleotides long. The record is from the annotation of a GenBank genome assembly. Lineage: Eukaryota; Viridiplantae; Streptophyta; Magnoliopsida; Gentianales; Rubiaceae.